This is a messenger RNA of Phycomyces blakesleeanus NRRL 1555(-), 2034 nucleotides long. RefSeq names its product glycoside hydrolase family 13 protein. The record is from RefSeq and is a predicted model, not a curated record. Bases 1 to 2034 code for a protein of 677 amino acids. Lineage: Eukaryota; Fungi; Mucoromycota; Mucoromycetes; Mucorales; Phycomycetaceae. Gene Ontology annotation, biological process: glycogen biosynthetic process. Gene Ontology annotation, cellular component: cytoplasm. Gene Ontology annotation, molecular function: cation binding; hydrolase activity, hydrolyzing O-glycosyl compounds; 1,4-alpha-glucan branching enzyme activity. The transcript is spliced from 10 exons.
AUGCCAAAGGAUGGAACUGGCUUGACAGUCCUUGACCCCUGGCUGGAUCCUUUCAAGGAUGCUCUGAGGGAAAGAUACAACUUCUUUAACCAGUGGCGCGAGAGAAUCAACACAUCUGUUGGUGGAUACGAGAAUUUCACGAAGGGUUACGAGUACUACGGUUUCAAUGUUUCCAAGGACGGUACAAUCACUUACAGAGAAUGGGCGCCUAAUGCGGUUACUGCCAGUCUUGUGGGAGACUUUAACAAUUGGGAUGUGAACACACACCCAAUGAAGAAGAAUCAGUAUGGUGUGUUUGAGAUUGUCUUGCCUCCCAAGGCAGGCAAGCCAGUCGUUCCUCAUGGGUCCAAAGUCAAGAUCUCCAUGACACUGCCGGGAACAAACGAGCGUAUUUACCGUCUCCCUGCAUGGAUCCGAUACGUCACACAGGAUCUCAAUGUUAGCGCAACGUACGACGCUGUCUUUUGGAACCCAGAGAAGACUUACACGUUCAAACACCAAAGACCAAAGAAGCCCGAAAGCCUAAGGAUCUACGAGGCUCACGUUGGAAUUUCUUCUUCUGAACCUAGAGUUGGCACUUACAAGGAGUUCACUGCCAACAUUAUUCCACGUAUUGCGUACCUCGGAUACAAUGCGAUUCAACUGAUGGCUAUCAUGGAGCACGCUUAUUAUGCCUCUUUUGGUUACCAAGUCACUUCUUUCUUUGCCCCUUCUUCCCGCUAUGGAACCCCGGAAGACCUUAAAGAGCUUGUUGACACUGCUCACAGCUAUGGCUUGACUGUCUUGCUUGAUGUUGUACAUUCUCAUGCCUGCAAGAAUGUGUUGGAUGGCCUGAAUAUGUUUGACGGCAGCGACCACUGUUACUUCCACGAAGGACAAAAAGGUCGCCAUGAGUUGUGGGACUCUCGCUUGUUCAACUAUGGAAACUAUGAGGUCUUGCGUUUCCUUAUGUCUAAUUUACGUUACUGGAUGGAUGUGUAUCAGUUUGAUGGCUUCCGCUUUGAUGGUGUGACUAGUAUGCUCUACAAGCACCAUGGAAUCGGCUACGGGUUCUCUGGAAACUACCAUGAGUACUUUGGAGAUCUUGUUGACGAGGAGGGUGUGAUGUAUUCCCAACUUGCCAACGACUUUUUGCAUGAAAAAUAUCCUACCGUGAUUACUAUCGCAGAAGAUGUGUCUGGAAUGCCUGGCUCGUGUCGCCCUGUACGCGAAGGUGGACUUGGAUUCGACUACCGCCUUGCGAUGGCCAUUCCCGAUACCUGGAUUAAGCUCUUAAAGGAAAGUUCAGAUGACGCAUGGUGCAUGGGCCAUAUUGCACAUAUCCUCACAAACCGUCGUCACUUGGAAAAAACUAUUGCUUAUUGUGAAUCCCACGACCAAGCCUUGGUGGGUGACAAAACAUUGGCGUUCUGGAUGAUGGAUAAGGAAAUGUACACAAACAUGAGCGACUUGACUGAAUUAACACCGGUUAUCGAUCGCGGAAUGUCGUUGCACAAGCUUAUCCGAUUGGUUACGCACGGCCUGGGCGGAGAAGGCUACCUCAAUUUUGAGGGCAAUGAAUUUGGUCAUCCAGAAUGGCUCGACUUCCCUCGUGAUGGAAAUGGAUCUAGCUUCCAUUAUGCCCGUCGUCAGUGGAAUGUACUUGACGACAAACUUCUUCGAUACAAGUAUCUCAAUGAAUGGGACAAGGCUAUGCAAGAAACUGAAGAAAAGUAUGGCUGGCUACACAGUCCACAGGCCUAUGUCUCUCGCAAGAACGAAGGGGACAAGGUGCUUGUGUUUGAGCGUGCAAAUGUUCUAUUCAUUUUUAACUUCCACCCUACAAACUCCUACAGUGAUUACAGAGUUGGUACUGGCCAGGCUGGCAAAUAUAAGAUUGUAUUGAACUCGGAUGAUAAGAAAUUCCUUGGUCAUGGAAGAGUAGAUCCCAACGGGGAAUUCUUUACGACAGAGGGUAACUGGGAUAACAGAGACCAUUGGCUUCAGGUCUAUAUUCCCAAUCGUACUGUACUUGUUUUGGCAAAGAGCGAUUAA